AUGGCUGCCUGCAAGAAUGUGAUUGUCGUUGCCCUCGGCAUCUCCAUCAACUGUAUCAAUGCUACUAUGGUCCACACAUUCACCAAACAGCAAAUCCUCAAUUUGAACCCUCGUUACAUUCUUUUCAUCCACCUGGUGAUCAACGACAUGAUCCAGUUGACUGUCAGCAUCUCCCUCUUCCUCUCCAGCUACAUUUUCUACACCAUCAGUGUCCCUGUCUGUAGCAUCUUGAUCAUGCUUGCUGUUUUCACCACACAAAACACGCCUCUGAACUUAGCUUUUAUGGCAGUGGAGUGUUACAUCGCUGUCUGCAUUCCCCUCCGUCAUGCCCACUUAUGUACAGUCAAGAGAACCCAUGUUGCGAUUGGUUUGAUCUGGACAAUGAGUGUGCUUUCCAUCCUACCAGAUCUUUUCAUCCUUAUAACCACUGAACCUCUGGAGUUUUUUCAUGCCAGGGUCUUCUGUGCCAGGGAUAUGGUGUUCAGGAGUACCUACAGCAUCACAAAGAGGAAUGCGUCACAUACAGCAUUUCUGGUGUUGGUUUGGCUCACUCUAUUCUAUACUUAUGUCAACAUUUUGUUUACAGCCAAAGCAGCUAAAGCAGAUGCUAAAAAGGCAAGAAACACUAUCCUCCUGCAUGCCUUUCAGCUGUUAUUGUGUAUGCUCAACUAUGUGCAACCUAUGCUAAUUCAAGCACUGAUGCACUUGGCCCCUGCAGCCAAAGUAUCCACAAAUUUUACAAGUUUUAUUGCAAAUCAAAUCAUCCCACGUUUUGUUAGUCCUAUUAUUUAUGGACUACGAGACAACACUUUCAGGACAUACUUCAAAAAGUAUUUUCUGUGUACAGUAACCAUCCGCACCCAUCCAAAGACUUCAGUAAAGAUGAAGUCUGAUAAUGUCUGA
Myripristis murdjan (pinecone soldierfish) is the source of this 903-nucleotide messenger RNA. RefSeq names its product odorant receptor 131-2-like. The transcript is spliced from 2 exons. The coding region runs from base 1 to 903 and encodes 300 amino acids. NCBI's taxonomy places the organism in Eukaryota, Metazoa, Chordata, Actinopteri, Holocentriformes, Holocentridae. Gene Ontology annotation, cellular component: membrane. Gene Ontology annotation, biological process: detection of chemical stimulus involved in sensory perception of smell; G protein-coupled receptor signaling pathway. The record is from RefSeq and is a predicted model, not a curated record. Gene Ontology annotation, molecular function: odorant binding; G protein-coupled receptor activity; olfactory receptor activity.